This is a messenger RNA of Stylophora pistillata, 1300 nucleotides long. RefSeq names its product melatonin receptor type 1B-B-like. Gene Ontology annotation, biological process: G protein-coupled receptor signaling pathway. Gene Ontology annotation, cellular component: membrane. Gene Ontology annotation, molecular function: neuropeptide Y receptor activity. The record is from RefSeq and is a predicted model, not a curated record. NCBI's taxonomy places the organism in Eukaryota, Metazoa, Cnidaria, Anthozoa, Scleractinia, Pocilloporidae.
UCUUCAAAUAUGUCCUCACGUUUCAUGAUCUCUAUCUUGGAGACGAUUGCCCUCUGUGCCAUAAGUUUGGCUGCGUUUAUCGGUAACUUCAGCUUAUUCAUCAUCGUCUACAAGGACAAAAAUCUUCAAACCGUCACUAACUUGUAUAUUCUGAAUCUGGCCGUGGCCGACAUCUUGGUGUCAAUUUUAAGCAUUCCAUUUACCAUAGUGACUAUCAUCGAAGACCGUUGGGCGUUUGGAGACACCGCUUGCGUUGCGCUCGGCUUUUUCACGAUUUUAUCCUUCAUUUCGUCGGUGAUGUCUCUUGGCAUGAUCGCUAUCAACCGAUAUUUCUACAUCGUCAGAUGGAACUCUUACCACCGAACCUUCUCCAGAAGAAACGCCCUGCUCUAUGCCGCCGCUGUUUGGGUAGUCGCGACAUCUUUGGCUUUUCCUCCGCUUAUAGGCUGGGCAGAAUAUCGUUUCAUCCCCGGAAAAUCGUACUGUUUCGUUUACUGGCCUUCAAAUGUGCACUUCAUGUAUUUCAUGAUCACUGUCUGCUUUUUUGGGCCGCUUUCAGCGAUAACCUUCUCGUAUUAUAACCUUUUAAAGUUUACAAGAGACAUGAAAAGGCAACUUGCGAAGUCAAUUAAUAUCACGCCGCCGCCACCAGUUCGUUGUUUCAACCCUCCAACAGCUACUGAACAUGGAAACAACGCCCUACAUAUCGACACCAACAUUGAGAAGCAACCAAAGAUCAAUGUCUUGAAAAAGAAUAAAUCAGGUUUUAUUUCAAAAUCACUGGAGUCUUCUGUGACACCAGAAGAAACGAAGAUAACAAACACAUUUCUGUACGUAGUCACCCUGUUUGUUAUUUGCUGGGCACCAUUUGCCGUGACCAUGUUCUUUGAUGUGUAUUAUCCAACGCCUAUACCACGCGCACUUGACAUGGCCUCCUUAAUACUCGGUUAUCUGAACAGUAUGUGUAAUCCAGUACUCUACGGGCUGCGUAACUCGGCUUUCAAACAGGGAUUUCUGAGUCUGUACUCGAGAUUUCUACCCGCACGGUUCAGACCAACAGAUGUGACAUAGCUGGAAAUGAACCCGUGACUAUUUAAAUGUAUGAAAUUUUGCAUAACCGUGAUUUCAAAUUGGGAGUACUUGUACCCAACUUUCAAAUGUCAAACUCCUCUUUAUGGAAAAAGUUGGGAAAUAAUGAACCUAACUUGCCUCUUUCGCUCUUCGAAGGGCUAACGCUCGAAAUGUCAGCGCGUAAGCCUAAGUAACUCAUUACGGUGACUGAUUUGUAUCCGUCAAAUCA